Messenger RNA from Rhododendron vialii, 3299 nucleotides. RefSeq names its product cysteine-rich receptor-like protein kinase 10. The coding region runs from base 1076 to 3043 and encodes 655 amino acids. Lineage: Eukaryota; Viridiplantae; Streptophyta; Magnoliopsida; Ericales; Ericaceae. The transcript is spliced from 6 exons. Gene Ontology annotation, biological process: protein phosphorylation. Gene Ontology annotation, molecular function: protein kinase activity; ATP binding. The record is from RefSeq and is a predicted model, not a curated record.
GAUUACGAUGUUGACAUGUUAUAUCUAAAACCUUGGUGGAUUUGAAGAAGAAAACAAUGUGCUUUUGUAAAGGUAGGAGAGAUGUAUUCAUAUUUGACUUGGUUGUCUGAAAAAGUAUAGAUAUUUCGAAUUGUUGACAUGGACAAAAUCAAGAAAAACCUCUUCAAUUAUUUCAAUAUGGAACCUUGGACGUAUAAUAGUUCUGAAUCAAAUCUCUGUAGAAAGAGGAUCUUUGACUCCUGGACUCGUGGUGGCCUGCUCCAGUCCCCUUACAAAACUUUCGUUGCUGCGUUAGCCAUGCACUUCUGUAAGUCAGCUCUGAUGCAAACAACCAAGUCGAAUGUGAAAACAUCUUGCAUAAUUUACUUAAGCGUUCAUUAACAAUCGGGAGUUUGAAUGUUGUUUGUAGGGUUCCUUUUAUCAUUGAUUGUCCCUGUUAGUUCUUCAGAUUUCAAGUUGUAUCUGAAUUGGGUUUUCUAGAUCCUAAUAGGAUUACUUUUGAUCACCAAAUGGGGAUGCUAUGUAGUCGUGUUAUGACUAGAUUCACAACUCAUUGUUUCAAUACGAAGGUGCUUACAAUAUAAGAAGCAAAUGCAAAACCAAGUCUUAUGUUUCAGGCGUCUCCUUAGUACUAACCCAGAAAGGGUCAGAUGCUGGACUUAGUCCAUGUCUGACAAAAGAAAUAAAUAGUUGAAAUGGACCGCAGGCUGUACUUGUUGGCAACAAGCUUUACGAUGCAGUUAACGUGUCUAUUUCUUGUUUCGAUAUUUGAAAUCUCUCAACAGGAGGGAUGAAGAGUGACAUUAGUAAUAUGUUAUCUCCUACUACGUAUUUUAGGUUACUUAGGAUAACAGCUAGUCAGCUAUCCGCGUAACUGUUGAGCUUGUCAACAAAAAAACUAAAGACAUUUAAUUGGGUGGCUCGAUCUAUUUUAUUCUCUAAUGAACUCGAUGAGGGUAGGAAAUUUUUUCUCCACCUUCCGGUCGUUCUACUUGGUCCAAACCUUAACAUACCUUGAUCAACUAUCAAUGACUAUCAUCACCCCUCUUUCUUCAUUGAAGAAAUAUCAAGUGUAAUGGUUCUUCUUCAAAACCUUGGAGCUACUUUAGUGCUAGUUCUAAUAAUGAUCAGGAUCGGCUCUGUUAUUACUCAAGCAACAUACAGUUACCACUUCUGUUUAGGCAGUUCCAAUGACACAGCAAACACAAACUACAAAAACAACCGUAACACCCUCUUGGACUCUCUCGUCUCCAAAGCAGCCGUUUACAGCUUCUCCAACGGUACCUUCAAUGGCAUCUUCAGCCUCUACCUAUGCAGAGGCGAUGUCAUAGGUGAGCUAUGCCAGAAUUGUGUCCAAAAUGCAAGUCAAGAUGUCCAAAACAGAUGCUCAACUAAUAAAACGGAAAUUAUAUGGUACGACCAGUGCAUGGUAAUCUUUGAUGACAUUAACUUUUUCGGCUUGGAACAAACUACCCCAAGAGCUAUCCUUCUGAAUUCCUAUAACAAUACGUCACCCAAUUAUACAGACGCGGUGUUUGCUUUUAUGUAUACUUUGGUGUCAAAGGCUCCACUUACAGAUAUGAUGUUUGGUGUUGAUGCAUCGGGUGUUGGUGGUUCUCAGCCUAGAUAUGGGUUAGCGCAGUGUCGAAGAGAUAUAAGUAGUGGUGCAUGUAGCGACUGUUUGGGGCAACUGAUGAGUAACUUCGAGCAGUACUGCCAAGGGAGGAGAGGGUGGCGGAUAUUAGCGCUGAGUUGCUAUUUGAGGUAUGAGGAGUACCUUUUCUUUGCGCAACAACUGGUCCCACCUUCAUCAGAGUCAAAUGCGCCACCGCCACCUCCAAGCAACGGAAAUGGAGGAAAGAAAACAAUUAUGAUUGUACUCGGCAUUGCAUCAGCUGCUACCACAGUUGUGUUGACUCUCUUAGGCUUCUACUGCUACAGAAGGAGAUCACGAAAAGGAUCACAUAAUCAACGUCAAACAAGGACACACCAUGUGGACGAAAGUACAGAUUCUAAAGAGCAGGAACACGGAAGAGAGAUGCAUUACUUUGAUUUAAAAACCAUCAACGUUGCAACAAAUGGUUUCUCAGAUGGAAAUAAGCUUGGACAAGGUGGUUUUGGCCCAGUUUAUAAGGGAAAGCUUCACGAUGGGAAGGAAAUAGCAGUUAAAAGACUAUUGAGGAAUGCCGGGCAAGGUCUUGAAGAGUUCAAGACUGAAGUUAAGUUGAUAGUAAAGCUUCAACACCGGAAUCUUGUGAGGCUCAUAGGUUGCUGCGUUGAGGGAGAUGAAAAGCUUCUUGUCUAUGAGUACAUGGCUAACACUAGUCUUGACUCGUUUCUCUUCAAUGCUACAAAAUGUAAGGAUCUAGAUUGGGCUAAGCGUGCUAAUAUAGUAAGAGGAAUAGCAAGGGGACUUCUAUAUCUGCACGAGGACUCCUGGCUAAAUGUCAUACAUAGGGACUUGAAAGCCAGUAAUAUAUUGUUGGAUGAUGAGAUGAAUGCCAAGAUAUCAGACUUUGGGACAGCCAGGACAUUCUAUGGCAACCAAAUUGAAACCAGCACUAACAGAAUUGUGGGCACAUAUGGAUACAUGUCACCAGAGUAUGCGAUGGAGGGAUCCUUUUCCAUCAAGUCAGAUGUUUACAGCUUUGGAGUAUUACUGUUGGAAACCAUUAGCGGAAGAAAAACCAGUGACUCGACUCUCCCAGAGCACACUAAAAUGCUUUUACCAUACGCGUGGCAACUAUGGGAUGGCGGAAAAGCACAAGAGUUGAUCGAUAGAAACUUGAUCAGCAAUUGUCCAAUAAAAGAAGUCAGUAGAUGGAUUCACAUUGCCUUGUUGUGUGUCCAAGAAAACCCUCAAUUUCGACCCUCGAUGUCAAAGGUUGUUCUGAUGCUCGAAGGCCAAACAACAGACCUUCCUAAACCAUCGGAACCUCCACUCUCUUUUGGUAAAUAUACCAUGUCUCAUCAAUCUUCGUCCAGUGUGGUUGGGACCAGAUCCUUUACAUCUCCAGAACCGUCCACAGGUUCCUCCAUCUAGUACUUAACGGAACUGUUCAUUUUGGUAUACAAGCAAAAACAUCAAGAACAUACCAUCUAAGGUGAAGAGGGAAGCGACUGAACUCUAGAUCUAGGCGAACUUGGAACAAGCACCCAACCGCUUGGGCUAGCUCGAAAUUCCCAUUAACUGAUUUGUUGAAAUGGAUGUGUGCGUGUGUAAACAUCGAUCUUAGAUUUUGUUGAGUUUGUGCAUUUAUGAUAGGAAAAUUGAGCUGUGAAUUUGUCAUUUGCCAGAU